This is a messenger RNA of Linum trigynum, 2182 nucleotides long. Lineage: Eukaryota; Viridiplantae; Streptophyta; Magnoliopsida; Malpighiales; Linaceae. The record is from the annotation of a GenBank genome assembly.
CCCGGCCGGGUUAGGGUGUUACAUUAGUAAGGACCAAUGAUCACAGGUCCUUGGGACCUUGAAACAAAACCAUGUGACAAGUAAUCCAAUAAGUUACGGGAAAUCACGUAACUUUUUAAUAAUGUAGUCACGGUAAUGUUCCCGUGUUUAAAUAAUAGUCACGGGAAUUACCAUGACAAAAUAGAUCUUCGGUCAUGGGGUUCUCCCGUUAUUGUAUUUUUUCUGUCGCGUGAUUUUGAUGCAACCCGGAUCGCCUCACAAGACAUCCAUCGAGUUAGAAGAGCUUACAACAAUCGUACCCCGAAGAUGAAGGCUUUAAAGGCUCGAGAUGGCAAGAGAAGAGUCCAAUUUUUGAAGGGAUGCUCGACGAAAUAGUGGAGUUGUCCAAGGGACGAGAAGUGGUGAUCAUUGGUGUUGGAGCUGUGUCAGACCAAAUACCCGACCAUGUCUCAUGGUCGUGACUUCUGCCCGUGAGACCAGUGAAGCGGGCGUUUAGAAGACAGUUAAUCUCACGACCUCAUCUAACGACCGUGAGAUCGGGACUGGUUUUGCUGCACGACCAAUUUUUUAUUUCCUUUGCGGAUUAUGUGACUUUUACUCCAAAACUUGGGUUUCCUUGUUAUUUUUUGCCCAAAAACUUUGUAGCCUAUAUAAGGGGUUGAACUAAGUCUUUUAGGGAUAAUCAACAAUUUUAUUCAGAAAUAAAAGCCCUAGAAUUGGUUGUUCAAACACCAACUUCUCUUUUGCUGCGCGUCCUGGAAGCCCAAGAUUGUGGCUACGAAUUCAAGGGAUCAUGGCUCGAACUUUGCAUCGAAACAACCAAGGAGAAACAAAUGGUUUCCUCAGUUGGAUCACGCCCACAAUGCAACUUGACCGCAAAGAAGAUCACAGCUGCGACUCGUGGAUCGCGACCGUGAAGUUCAUCCGCGAUCUCCUCAUCCCCGAAGACCAAAACGGCAGUGUCACAAGAUUGCGGCGUCCAUGAAGAAGAUCGCGGCCGCGAUCUCGACCUUGUCUACCCACGAAUUUCUCUAUCCUCUAAUGCCUAUAAAUAGAAGACCCCUUUCCCCCCAUUUAGAGGAGCUAUUUUGAGAUAGAAUUUCUGGGUUUAGAGAGAGAGAGAAGAGAGUGAAGCUGAAGGAAGGAGGAGAGGAGAAGAAGGAGCUACCUUCCUCAAUAUCAAGUCUUCUUCCACCUCUUCUAUGUAUCUUCUUCCCUCCUUUAUGGAGUAGUCGUCUAAGGUACUAGGGAUUCUAAAGCCCAAAUCCUAGUUUUAGGUUUAUUAUGGAUGUAUGGAUAUUUUAGAAUUUUAAUGAUUGAAUGUGUUUAUCUAGUUGAAUUGAAUGUUAUUCUAUCUUUGAUUGUGUUUGGGUAAGUCGCCCUAAUCUUCUCUACUAGCCUACUUGAGCUUCUACGCUGGGUUUGGAGUUUUAGGGUUAGACGGGUAUGCGCCAUAAAAAUCUGUUUUUAAAUGUACAGUAAAAAUUAGAUUACUGAUAAUUUUGUAAACAAAAAAGAUACACACCUAAUUACAAUCUUGUAAAAUAAUAAUUUCUAUAUAUUAUAUCAAAAUCACCCUACUAGCUACGCACCCUCUCUCCAACGCUGCCGCCUCCAUCCCUAGCGACCCUCUCCCUUCCUGCUGUCGCUCCUACCUGUCGUCGCCUACCAAAAUUCCUCCCCGACCUCCUCUCUCUCUCUCUCUCUCUCUCUCUCUCUCUCUCUCUCUCUCUCUCUCUCUCUCUCUCUCCACUUCCUUCCCCGCAGGCCCGCACACCUCCCCUCCUAGGCUCCCACCGCCACAUCCCCUUCUCCCUCUAUCUCCACCUCUCUCCCCACACACCCCCCCUUCUCUAUCUCGCUCUCUCUUAAAGAAGAACUAUCAUCUCGGUCGAAUUUCAGAUCUGGAUUUUUCAUAUAUUUUGUAUAUUUGUAUUGAUUUUUUUUUGUAGUGGUAUUAUUUUUUCGCAUCGGUAUUGAUUAUGUAAUAUUAUUGCUUUUUGGUAUUGAUAUUAUUCUAUUGGUAGUGAUCUUCAUAUAUUGGUAUUAGUUAAAUCUCUAAUGGUAUUGGUUAAUAAGUGGUAUAUGUUGUGGUAGUGGUAGUGUUUUUAUGUUUGAUAUUGAUUUCUUGCUUUAUUUUUGCAGUGGUAUUAGUUCGGACGAAUAGAGACAAGAAAACGAU